Orcinus orca (killer whale) is the source of this 4564-nucleotide messenger RNA. RefSeq names its product solute carrier family 23 member 3 (gene SLC23A3). Gene Ontology annotation, biological process: transmembrane transport. Gene Ontology annotation, molecular function: transmembrane transporter activity. The coding region runs from base 1581 to 3566 and encodes 661 amino acids. Lineage: Eukaryota; Metazoa; Chordata; Mammalia; Artiodactyla; Delphinidae. Gene Ontology annotation, cellular component: membrane. The record is from RefSeq and is a predicted model, not a curated record. The transcript is spliced from 11 exons.
CCAUAGGCUCCCAUAUCAAGCUUCUCCCUCAUCCCUGCUCCCGGCACCCUGGGGCCUCAAGCACUGCUCGACUUGGAUGCAGUGGGGCCCAGAAGGUGACUGCCACGCCAGGGGGUCGUAGCCCUGUCUGUCACAAGUUCUGAUUGAGCACCGUCUUUGUGGAUCCCUAAGCACUUCUCGUGGAGAGAGGCCAAGCCAAGUAUCCAGCGGAGCCCCGUGAGCUUGAGGGCAAGCCCAAGGGCACCUUAUCUCUCCUGACAUCCUUUCUGGUCUGACACGUGGUCGCCUUUCCGUGUCGUCAUUAUUAAAGAGAAGACCAAGGCUGGGUUAUCACUGGAAGAAGGAAAACCGAGCAGCCAGCUGGACUAAGGUUAUCUGGGACCAUGGAAGAAGAUCCUCAGCAGGGGUGGUGCUGCUACCUAGGGUGCAUCUUGGAAAUUUAUGGGGCUUUUUGUUUGUUUUUUGGCCGCACCGUGUGGCAUGUGGGAUCUCAGUUCCCCGACUAGGGAUGGAGCCCAUGCCCACUGCAGUAGAAGCAUAGAGUCCUAACCAUUGGACCACCGGGGAAGUCCCUAUGGGACAUUUUUUGAUUGACAAAAAUUUGAAGGGAAGGAACUCGCUGGCAUGUAGUCGCCCUGUACAGGAUGCUACACGUCCUGAAAUGCUCAGGAACCCCACCUCUUAUUAUGAAGAAUUCCUGAGACAAUUUUUGAACCACCGGAUGUACGUCACGUAUAUGAAAAGCCUGUUUGUCUGAGCCUAGAAUUAUGCAGUGUUUUACAUGUAAACACAGAACAGAUUUUGCACAUUUGGAAAAAGACUCAGUUUGCUAGGAAUGCACCUCUGUGUAAAUUAAAACUAUGCUUUGUUCAUCACUUUACCAAGAACUUGUUCACUAUUUUGGAACAUCAGGUCACUAACGGCAGCAGUGCCUGUGGUACAUGUGUCAUCAGGAAAGCACCGAUAUCAGUUGGCAUUGCAGUUGUCACAUCCACGUUGAUUCCACAUAUGGGGGUGGGCACUGGACUACUUCAUUGUCUUCUGGUUUAGUUGGGCCCAAGCUUUCACACACUGAAAGGAUAAAUUACUUGUAUUUCUCCUUUAUAUUAGAGUGAGGACAUUAUACGGAGUUGUGGUCACUGUUGUCGUACAUGAUGUAGGGAUGUUUCCUUUUGAGGUAGUCCACGGGGCUGGACGCUAAUAGGGUUGAGAACUGCAGUGUAAUCUGAUGGUUCCAAAUGGCAGUGGUGAGGAGGGAAUACAGUCUGUAAAAUCUCCCCAGCCUAUUUUAGAGGCUUCCUCCCCACCACUCCUAUCCCGGGACAGGGGCUCUAGGUGGAGAUUCUUGGGGGGAGGGGUCCAGAACUUGGCUCCCCGGUUAAUGGGUGACGGAAUUUGUGCAAGAGCUGGGCAAAGGUGAAAGGGCCGUGUCCUGCCCCAAAUCCCUCAUCCCUUCGCUCUGCUUCAUUGACACUCCCGCCCCCUGCCCGCUCCAGGCAGCUAACUUCACACAAACUCUGACCUCUUACUCUCCCUCCUUAACUCCAGGGCAGGCAAGACAAGACGAAAGGCAGGGCAGCAUGAGCCGAUCACCCCCCAACGCCAUACAACUCCGAUCCGUGGGCUCCCAGGGUACCAUGGCUUCCCUGCCGCAGCCGUCUGCUGUCCAAAAUCCCUCCUCUCACUCUUGGGCCUCUGUGUGUGGGUCUCCUCCCUGGGGCCUCAGCUGUCUUCUGGCUCUGCAGCAUAUCUUGGUCCUGGCUUCUCUGCUCUGCGCCUCCCACCUGCUCCUGCUUCAAUGUCUCCCUGCAGGAGGACUCUCUUCCUCCCCUGCCCAGCUCCUGGCCUCCAGCCUCUUUUCAUGUGGCGUGUCUACAGCCCUGCAAACUUGGAUGGGCAGCAGGCUGCCUCUUAUCCAGGCUCCAUCCUUAGAGUUUCUUAUCCCUGGUCUGGUGCUGACCAGUCAGAAGCUACCUCUGACCACCCGGACACCUGGAAACUCCUCCCUUGUGCUGCGCCUGUGUGGGGGACCUGGCUGCCACGGCCUGGAACUCUGGAACACUUCUCUCCGAGAAGUGUCUGGGGCCGUGGUGGUCUCCGGGCUGCUGCAGGUCAUGCUGGGGCUGUUCGGGGGUCCUGGCCACUUGUUCCCCCACUGUGGGCCCCUGGUGCUGGCCCCCAGCCUAGUUGUGGCAGGGCUCUCGGCCCACAGGGAGGUAGCCCUGUUCUGCUCUGCUCACUGGGGCCUGGCAUCGCUGUACGCUUAUCCUGCUCAUGGUGGUCUGUUCUCAGCACCUGGGCGCCCGCCUGUUCCCGCCUCACCCCUGGAGGCGAGCUUCAACCUCUUCAACCCACACUCACAUCCCUGUCUUCAGGCUCCUCUCGGUAUGUGGAGGUCUGGGCAGGGGCAGUUGAAGUUAGAAGGGCUGGCACGGAAUGCUCGCUCGGCCCCCUACCUUUUGGUUUCUGUCUACCCCUCCAAGGCUAGCUUGAAAAGUUCUGGGGGAGGGGUUCUUUUCCGUCUCAGUCUUGUCCCUCAGGUGCUGAUCCCAGUAGCUUGUGUGUGGAUCAUCUCUGCCCUUCUGGGUCUCAGCAUCACCCCCUGGGAGCUGUCCGCCGAGGCACCGUGGUUUUGGCUGCCUCACCCAGCUGAGUGGGACUGGCCCUUGCUGACACCCAGGGCUCUGGCUGCAGGCAUCUCUAUGGCCUUGGCAGCUUCCACCAGCUCCCUGGGCUGCUACGCCCUGUGUGGCCAGCUGCUGCAUCUGCCUUCUCCACCUCCGCAUGCCUGUAGCCGAGGGCUGAGCCUGGAGGGUCUGGGCAGUGUGCUGGCCGGGCUGUUGGGGAGCCCCAUGGGCACUGCAUCCAGCUUCCCCAACGUGGGCACGGUGAGCCUUCUCCAGGCUGGAUCUCGGCGAGUGGCCCACUUGGUGGGGCUGCUCUGCGUGGUGCUUGGGCUCUCCCCGAGGCUGGUCCAGCUCUUCACCACCAUCCCACUGCCUGUGCUUGGUGGGGUGCUGGGGGUGACCCAGGCCGUGGUUCUGUCUACUGGAUUCUCCAGCUUCCACUUGGCUGACAUUGACUCUGGGCGGAAUGUCUUCAUUGUUGGCUUCUCCAUCUUCAUGGCCCUGUUGCUGCCAAGAUGGUUUCGGGAAGCUCCAGUCCUACUGAGCACAGGCUGGAGCCCCUUGGAUGUGUUACUACGCUCACUGCUCACAGAGCCCAUCUUCCUGGCGGGACUCUUGGGCUUCCUCCUAGAGAACACCAUUCCUGGCACACAGCUUGAGCGAGGCCUAGGUCAAGGGCUGCCAUCUUCUUUCACUGCCCAAGAGGUUCGGAUGCCUCAGAAGUCCAGGGAGAAGCCUGCUCAAGAGUAUGAGCUUCCUUUCUCCAUCCAAAACCUGUGUCCCUGCAUUCCCCAUCCCCUCCGUUGCCUCUGCCCACUUCCCGAAGACUCUGGGAAUGAAGAAGGAGUGCCCUCUGAGCCAGGAGAGACAGCCGACUUGCUGCCUGGCUUUGGGGAGCAGUGCCCUGGGUCUAGCAGAGAAGAACUUAGGUCCCAGUAAUUACCAGGACUCCAGCUUCCACCUUGAUUACUUUAGCCCUAUCUCUCAGCUUGCUGGAGAGCCAGAUCCCAGGCUCUACUUUCUCUCAGGGAGAGGAUGUGUGUGUGUGUGUGUGUUUCACACGGGCCCACCUAAAGGUCUCAUUUCCCAGCAGGUGUGUUUGCCUUUCCUUCUCUUAAUUAGGCCCAACUGUUCCAGAGCAGGGCCAUGGUUUAUGGGCCAUGAUUGAAUGAUAUUUUGCCUGUGAACUAUCUAUACUCGAACCCCAGCAUUCACUAACUGAUACUUAUUAUGCCUCCUAUGUGCAAGGUCCUGGAAAUACAGAUAUGGAUAAGGCAGGGUCCCUGCCCUCUCAAACACUUAUGGUUUAAAAAGACAUGUAAUCACCAACUAAAAUCCAAAGCAGAAAGCAGUCUGCAAUAAAGAUCGAAACAAUGCUAUGGGAGCAAAGCGGAAGAAAUAGUGAGUUCUGAUUGGGGAUAGUGGGAAAAGCUUUACAUAGAAGCAGCACUGAGGCUGGCCUUAACAAGAGGAUUUUUCGUUGUGGAACAGGGAUGGGGAGAAUUUUUUAGGCUCAAGUAUUCAGCUCGAGCAAAACAGUAAGUUGUACAAGGUGCAAGAUGAGUUGAAGGAUGUCAAGCUUCUCUGUGGUGAUGGAGCAUAAAUUGGGGGUGCAUGGAGGGAGAAAUGAGACAGGAGAGGUAAAGGAUGAGGUCAGACCAUGGGAUUUAUGCCUGGGAGACUCAUCUCUUAACUCGAGUGCUGGUGGAGACCCAAAAGAGAUAUCUAGUGAAGUUCAAUCCCCUCGUUUUAUUUAAAAACAAAACAACAAAAAAGGCUGGACGCGUAGGGAAGGGAAAUGACUUUGGGUUUAUCAACAAAUCCAAAUCCGGGGUCCCCUCUCCUGCACUUCGUCCGGCAUUCUUUCUACUCUGCCAGCGCGACACUGAGGGGCGGCCCUACCCCUCCACCUCUCUACCAGGGAGUCCUCCAGCCUC